AUGCCCUAUUACGCCACCGCCGACGAGUGGCUGCGGCAAUCGCAACUGCUGCUCCAGGCACGGCCGAGCACCACCAGAAUCACCACAGCCUACUCGAUAAAGCCGGCACCCCCCCACCGCAAGAAGGCCGCCGCAAAGGAAGAAGGAGCCCCCGCCGCCACACCAUCCGAGCCCAAGCCGCCCCGCGGCCGCCUCGUCCUCAAGACCUUUGACCCCAAGACGGGCACCACCCUCAAGUACAAGACCACCAAGGCCGCCGAGGUGUCGCGCCUCAUCACGAGUCUGGGAAAGCUGGGGAGGCCCAUGGCCGGGCUGCCCGAGCUGAAGGAGGACCCCGUCGUCUCCGAGGCCCCCGAGAGCGGCACCGGGACGCCUGCUGCCGAGAAGGUUGAGCCGGUGGCAGCGAAGGCGGGUGCGGGUGCGGGCGCACCGCCCCAGGCACAGCAGGGUGGCGGCGGCGCCGGUGGAAAGGGCAAGAAGAAGAAGGGCAAGCGAUGA
Truncatella angustata is the source of this 498-nucleotide messenger RNA. Its product is annotated as signal recognition particle 9 kDa protein-domain-containing protein. The transcript has a single exon. The record is from RefSeq and is a predicted model, not a curated record. Bases 1 to 498 code for a protein of 165 amino acids. Gene Ontology annotation, biological process: SRP-dependent cotranslational protein targeting to membrane. Lineage: Eukaryota; Fungi; Ascomycota; Sordariomycetes; Amphisphaeriales; Sporocadaceae. Gene Ontology annotation, cellular component: signal recognition particle, endoplasmic reticulum targeting.